AUUAUCAUUCACACGGAGGUGAGCAAAGGACACGCCCGGGACUCGGUGGCUCAGUGUUCGUCACGCACGAUGGCUGCCAAGACGCUGUUUCUUCUGCUCGCUGCCACGCUGACCCAAGUGGCUUUUGGAUUCAAACUUGAAGAGUCUGAUCCAUCCCAGGCAGUGAACGACUGGCCAUGUCCUCAACAAAAUGACAUAAAGCCUUGUGUAUGCUACAGAAAUAGGGAUUUGUUGAGCCUUGAUUGCUCUGCUGUAACCAGUGAUCUCCAACUACAGUCUGCAUUCAAGGCGUAUUUCCCAUUUGAGAAUUUUACUUUGCUGACUAUUAUUGCAAAACCAAAUGAAAAGCGAGUUCCCAUCAACUAUUUAUCCGAAGAUAUCUUCCAGAAUGUGACUUUUGCCAACAUCAGGAUCAGCCACACCGAACUAAGUUUUAUUCAUCCAACUGUGUUCGAUAAGUCUGCUUCACACCUCAAAACUCUCAUUGUAACUGACAGCUUUAUCACUCUUUUCCCAUUUGACAUGGUGGACAAAGCACCAUUACUGACGGAUCUUCGUGUCUUUAGAAAUGAAAUCCUGCAUCUUCCAGAAAUGACUUCUGAUUCUUUGACUUACCUACACAUCGGUUACAAUCCUGGUAUACAGUUCGGUGACCAUGCUUUUGAGGCUCUGCCAAACUUGGAGUACUUGGUUGCUAAUGAUAUUGCUCUUUCACAUGUAGCACAGAAUGCAUUUAUCAAAAACAAAAACCUCAAGUACCUGGACCUGAGUCACAAUUCAAUAGAAACACUCUACAGAGAUUCCAUCAAGUUCCAGAGUCCCAUUGAAGAAAUCAAACUGAAUUCAAAUAACAUCCAUACUGUUGAAGUGGGCGCCAUUUCAGCGCUAGGAAGCCCCCCCUAUACCAUCCUGUGGAUGCACAAUAACUCUGUGGUGAGCCUCGAUCAGACGGUGUGGGAACCGGCCUUCAACAGUGUGCGUGGCCAAGUUCGCACAUUUGUAUUUGAUGAUAAUCCAUUGCUGUGCAGCUGUAACGUUCUGUGGUUGUUGGCGGAUAAUGACCACAGGGAUACCAUUAGCACGGGCGCCUAUUGCGUUGACACUGGCACUGAAAUACAUAAUGUUGAUGUGGGUUUCUUACAGGAUAGCUGUUAGAGGAAUCCUGUUCCUAAUUGCCCUCUAUAUCUCUACUAUCUGUGUGUGUGUGUGUGAGAGAGAGAGAGAGAGAGAGAGAGAGAUUCAGAAUUGGUGUAGCUUGGCAGCAUCACAGUAUGAUUUAAUGUAUUCAUUGAUUAGACUCGCUGGCAAAUGUGGCUCCUUGAUUCGUUAGCGCCUAUUUCAAUUUUCUCUUGAGAUAAGCUGGCUGUAUGAUUAAAGUAUUUCUAAAAGAUUA
Portunus trituberculatus (swimming crab) is the source of this 1393-nucleotide messenger RNA. Its product is annotated as oplophorus-luciferin 2-monooxygenase non-catalytic subunit-like. The transcript has 3 exons. Lineage: Eukaryota; Metazoa; Arthropoda; Malacostraca; Decapoda; Portunidae. Gene Ontology annotation, molecular function: protein binding. The coding region runs from base 70 to 1155 and encodes 361 amino acids. The record is from RefSeq and is a predicted model, not a curated record.